Fragaria vesca subsp. vesca is the source of this 1525-nucleotide messenger RNA. RefSeq names its product F-box/FBD/LRR-repeat protein At5g56420-like. Lineage: Eukaryota; Viridiplantae; Streptophyta; Magnoliopsida; Rosales; Rosaceae. The record is from RefSeq and is a predicted model, not a curated record. Gene Ontology annotation, molecular function: protein binding. The transcript has 4 exons. The coding region runs from base 90 to 1457 and encodes 455 amino acids.
AAAGUGGGCGUCACUCUUGGUGGACGACGAGAGCUCACUCUUUCCUGGUCCUUCGAUCCAACUUCAGAUCCCAGUGUGCAAAACUGCAAAUGGCUCCUAAAUUGCCAAAGCUUGAAGAGGAAUUAGGAGAAGACAGGAUAAGCCAAAUGCCAAAUGAUGUUCUUGUUCGCAUACUCUCGUUGCUUGAUGAUUCAGUUUUGGCUGUGCAGACCACCAUUUUGUCUAAAAGAUGGAACAACUUAUGGACUUCCAUUUCUAGUAUUCGGUUGGGUGAUUUUGAUCACGAGUGUGAUGAUCAUUUCAUGACAUUUGUUGACAGUGUGGUUUCCCUUCAUAACUCGACAGACAUCCUUAAAUUUGGUCUUAUUUAUAAUAAUGAAGGCUCACGAAAUGAUAUGUUAGCUGAUGAUUACGCUCGUAUUCAUAGAUGUAUUUGCACUGUUGUUGAGCACAAUGUUGUCAAGCUUCGUCUUAAACUUUACAAUCCAUUAAAUCUUGAUCAAGAAUUCCCUUUAUUGUUUCCUGAAAGUCUUUUCAUGUGCAAAACACUAGUUGUUUUGAAGGUGAGUUCCAAUUGUAUUAGUUUCUCAAAUUGCCCUAUGGAAGGGUGUUUCCCAAGCCUCAAGGUCCUUUAUCUUGAGAUUGAUGAUUCUGACCACGAUUCACGGAAUUCACUAGAAAACCUUUUUACUUAUUGCCCUGUACUUGAAGACCUGACUAUCACUGGGGUUCUUGCACUGUCAAACAUCAAUAUCUCUGCUCCUGAACUGAAGACAUUAACAAUGAAGCACAUACAUUCUUAUUCCGUUGUCUUUUCCAUUAAUGCCCCAAAGCUGGAAAAUUUUGAUCUCCUUGAUCACUUUCAAUUUCCAAAUAAAUAUAUCCUUGAGAAUGGAAAAUCUCUAGUCAAGGUUAAACUUGAAUUCCUUGAUUAUGAAGAUUAUGGUACUGAUGAUGGCAUUGCUGAUCAUGCUACUGCUCUGUUUGCACAAAUUUCCAAUGUUGAAGAUCUCUCUCUUAGUCUCCAAGGUCUCAAUGCGUCCUACUUGCCUGAGUUUGUCAAUCUGAGUAGAUUGGUGCUUGUUCUGCAUGGUUUCAAUUACUGGGAGUUUCUUAUUGAAUGUCUCAAGAGAUGUCCUAAUCUGAAACAUCUGGACUUAAAACAUGAGGACAAUAAAUGGCAUCGCAGAAAAUACGAGCUUCAAUGGGAGUUUUUCAAUCCACAGGAGCGUCCUGCUUGUUUGGUGUCUCACCUCAAGACUAUCUCCAUAAAAGGCUUCAAGGGACAACGAGAUGAGAUGGAAGUGGCUGAGUAUUUAUUAAAGAAUGGUGAAGUUUUGAAUAGAAUGAGUAUUCACACUGAGAGUGAGGAUCUUCUGUGUACAAAGAAGAAGUUAUACAAGAAACUCUUGACAUAUGUAAGGGGUUCAAGGUCUUGUGUUAUCUUGGCGGAUUGACAUCAUCAUCUUUUGUUGUUUUUGCCGAAUUUUAUUAUGGUUCUUGUUUUAUGUUACUAAUUUCUUGU